UGUACUCUUGUACAUGACAGUUUUAUUCGAAAUAUUUAUUUUUGACAAUUUUUAAAUCAUGGAUACACGAAAAAAUUGGAAAACUAUAUCAUUGCUUGUUUGUGUAUUUGCUAUGGUUAGAGAAAUUCGACCAAUUAAACCAUUUAUUACYUCAUACCUGAAAAGUAUGAAUUUUUCAUUGAACCAGAUCAAYGAAGAGAUUUAUGUUGUGGGGACUUACUCGUGUCUUGUAUUAGCCAUUGUAGUAUUCUUAAUAACGGAUUAUUUUCGGUACAAACCGUUGAUCAUUGCAGAUGGAAUUUCCGGAAUCGUUUCAUACGUCUUAAUGUUAGGAACACCAAGUUUAUUCAGAGUUCAAAUUGGACAGAUUUUCUUUGGAUUUUUUUAUGCCUCAGAAGUUGCAUUCACUACAUAUUUAUACGCCAAGAUCGACGACAAACAGUUAUAUCAAAAAAUCACCAGUAUAGUGAAAGCAUCCAUAUUAUUUGGCAGAUUCUUAUCUGGCUUAAUCGCACAAAUUAUUGUUUCUACGAAUCUAUUGGACAAAGUUUAUCUACUCUACAUUACUAUAUUAAGUACUUUAUUUGUAACAAUUUGGGCGUUUUUUCUACCUAAAGUGAAACACAGUCUAUACUUCCAUUCAAAAAAUGAAUUUACAGAUAACAUUAAGUUGCAUCGAUCKAAUUAUGAGAAUGAUGUUCCUGAAACUUCAAAAUCAGUUAAAAUUAAAAAAGUGGAACAGAUGAUUUUCAAUGAUUUUAAAUCUGCAUAUCAAAAUAGUUAUGUAGUCAAAAAAAGUUGUUGGUGGAUAUUAUCAUUUGUUGGUCAUUUUUUAGUUGGAUUGUUUAUUCAAGUGGUAUGGGAGAAUGCCAACAAUAAUAAAAGGGAUCUGAUGAAUGGUGCUGUCGAAUCUAUACAUACUCUUUGCGGUGCAGCAGGCGCAUACAUCGUUGGUCACUUGCACUACGAUUGGAAAAAAUUUGAUGAUAUUAUAUUUACUAUUGGAACAUUUUUUGUGGCCUUACUAUUAUUCAUUAUAUAUUAUUGCGAUACGUUAUGGAUAUUAUACCUGGUAUACAUAAUAUAUGGUACUUGUUUCCAAGUAUUGUUAACUGUCACUACCYCUGAAGUUGCAAAAUACAUAAAACCUGACAGUUAUGGACUAAUAUUUGGUUUUAAUUUGUUUAUGUCAUUGUUGAUUAUCUCAAUAUACACAUUAUUAUUUAUCCAAGGCUUUAUUGUUAURAUAGAGGCAAAAAAUCAGAUAUUAUCAGUUUCUAUGAUGUUUGCUUCAAUGUCUGCAUUGUUAUUUAUCGUGGCUGUUUGGAAAUUCGCAAAUUCUAGAAAAUAA
Diuraphis noxia (Russian wheat aphid) is the source of this 1351-nucleotide messenger RNA. Its product is annotated as folate transporter 1-like. NCBI's taxonomy places the organism in Eukaryota, Metazoa, Arthropoda, Insecta, Hemiptera, Aphididae. The record is from RefSeq and is a predicted model, not a curated record.